Messenger RNA from Engraulis encrasicolus (European anchovy), 5351 nucleotides. RefSeq names its product band 4.1-like protein 1. Lineage: Eukaryota; Metazoa; Chordata; Actinopteri; Clupeiformes; Engraulidae. The record is from RefSeq and is a predicted model, not a curated record. Gene Ontology annotation, cellular component: plasma membrane; cytoskeleton. The transcript has 24 exons. Gene Ontology annotation, biological process: cortical actin cytoskeleton organization. Gene Ontology annotation, molecular function: structural molecule activity; actin binding. The coding region runs from base 1 to 3396 and encodes 1131 amino acids.
AUGUCGGAUAAGGGCUCGGCUAGUGAUAUGAAGAACUCCAUGGAGGGGGAUAUGAACAGAAAACUGGAUCCGGACUCUAAGAUGACGGAGGACAAGGACGACAGCUCGGAGAAGACGCCCAGCAGGGUGUCCCGGUCUCCGCAGAAGACGACGACCUCCAAACGACCCAAGACGGCGCCGGCCCGGGUCACACUGCUGGACGGCACAGAGUACGAGGCGGAGGUGGAGAAGAUGGCGCGGGGUCAGGUGCUACUGGACAUGGUGUGUGACCACCUCAACCUGCUGGAGAAGGACUACUUCGGACUCAGCUUCUACGACACCGACAACACCAAGAACUGGCUCGACCCUUCAAAGGAAAUCAAGAAACAAAUCCGUGUGGGCACGUGGCAGUUUGCCUUUGCUGUCAAGUUCUACCCUCCGGACCCCUCCCAGCUCAUCGAGGACAUCACCAGGUACUACUUGUGUCUGCAGUUGCGAGACGACAUCCUGUCGGGCCGGCUGCCGUGCUCGUUCGUGACCCACGCGCUGCUGGGCUCCUACGUGGUGCAGGCGGAACUGGGAGACUUCGAGCCGGAGGAGCACGGAGCCGACUACGUCAGCCACUUCCGCUUCGCGCCCAAUCAGACGCGAGAACUCGAGGAGAGAGUCAUGGAGCUGCACAACACCUACAGGGGGAUGACUCCAGCAGAAGCGGAGAUCAACUUCCUGGAGAAUGCCAAGAAGCUGUCGAUGUACGGCGUCGACCUGCACGAUGCCAAGGACUCUGAAGGCAUUGAGAUUAUGUUGGGUGUUUCAGCCAGUGGCCUCCUAAUAUACCGCGACCGACUGCGGAUAAAUCGGUUCGCUUGGCCCAAAAUCCUCAAAAUCUCCUACAAGCGCAGCAACUUCUACAUCAAGAUACGGCCUGGAGAGUACGAGCAGUUUGAGAGCACCAUUGGCUUCAAGCUGCCUAACCACCGAGCUUCCAAACGCUUGUGGAAGGUCUGCAUUGAGCAUCACACCUUCUUCAGGUUGGUGUCUCCUGAGCCUCCUCCAAAAGGCUUCCUGGUAAUUGGCUCCAAGUUCCGGUACAGUGGGCGCACUCAGGCCCAAACGCGGCAGGCCAGUGCGCUGAUCGACCGGCCGGCGCCCCAGUUCGAGAGGUCCAUUAGCAGGAGAUACCUGCUCUCCCGCAGCUUGGAUGGAGAUGCGGCUCUGGGGGGGAGUGUGGACCGCAUGUCCCAGCACAGCUCCAGCGCUCGCACCCCUGUACUGCCCCAGGACGACCUGGACCAGGACUACGAUGACGUCACUGACCAGGAGCUGGAUCUGGAGCGGGACCAGGAGCGAGUGUCUGUAGACAGCGCCCCCAGCGGCAAGGGAGUGGAAAUGAAGACGGAAGAUGCUGGCUCUCCAGUAGACGCUAAGGCAGAGUCGGACCAGGACAUAACCCCACGCCCAAAGCAGGAGCAGUUCCUGGACAAGCCUGCAGAGCUGCUGCAGAAGCACCAGGCCAGCAUCAACGAGCUGAAGAGGGCCCUCCGGGAGCCCAACAGCAAGCUGGUCCACCGGGAGAAACGGCUGUCCAGCUCCUCGCCUGGCAGCACCCCGGAGAAGAAAACGGCCUCAGUGGAGUCCGUAUUGAUUCAGGAGGAAGAGGGUUGUCAGAGAGACCACCUGGCCGCCGUUUUAAAUGAGGAAAUGACCAAGACGCCCGCCAAUGUAGCUUCAUUAGGAGGCCGCUCCUCUGAGGAUAGAGAGGGGAAACUGAGGGCUGAAUCGCUAACAGCCAAAACACUUCACAGGAGAGACGAGGCUGAAGUAGUAGCUGGCAGAGCAAUGAGAGGGGAAACUGUCAAAAUCCCAUCAGCGGCAGACUCGGGGAUAUCCUCGGCGGACAGCGUUGACCAUUCUGGUUCGACUGCGUGGGCUAAACAACACGAUUCAGGACCCGCCGCCGAGGUCUCACGGACCGUGGCGGCGAAGGAUGAGGUGUUCCACUCACAGGAAGUGCGGCCAGACUGCUCCUCGUCCGAGCAUUUGAACUCUCAUCUGUACUUUGAACCCAGCGCCCCUCUCAAAGAUAAAGGAACGACUUCUAAUGGCCACUACACAGCAACAACCAGAGGCCUUUCACAGCACACACACCAGGAUGUUCAAGAAGUUCCAGGAAGCUUCUUCAUGAACUUUGACGUUGACGACAAGUUUCUUUGUGAAGAUCCCGUCCAGGUUUUCAAUCUCUUGUAUGGUCCCAAGUUCUCAGCUUCCGCUGAGCAGACGCCAGUAGCGCCUCUGAACCCUAGAGCGCGAGAGUCGGACAUUGCAAUGCGCAACAGACAGAUGUUUAGGAGCCACCACGAGCACAGCAGUUUCCCGCAGAAGAACUACAGUAUGGUAAAGACCAAGAGGACACGUGUGGAGCCUGUUGCCACUCCUGCCAUUCACGCUGAGGCUUUUCCUGACUCGCAGAGGGAGCCUUGGGAAAGGCGCCUGGGCUCCGUGUCGGAGGACGACCCCGACCACGAGCUGCUCUACCCGAGGGAGACCCACCUGGGCAUCGAGCGCAAGUGCUCCAGCAUCACGGUCAGCUCCACGUCCAGCCUGGAGGCCGAGGUGGACUUCACCGUCCUCAUGGACCUCCAGUCGGGCAUGGAGGAGUUCUCCCGGGGCAUGAGCGAGCUGGGGGAGAAGGACCUGCUCAUGACCGACUUCCCGGACACCAGCUCGGCCUGGAUCAUGGGAGCGGAGAAGAUCGUGUUCCCCGUCGACCAAUGUCCUCUCCCACCGGCCGCUGCUGUAGAGCCUCCUCCCAGACGCCCCGAGCCGUUUGUGCCCAAGAAGGCACCACGCACUGCGCUGAGAGCUAAGAAGGGGGCUGGUGAGGUGGCCUCGAUUCCUGCAUCCAGGAGAGAGGCGAUGGAGGAGACCCAGCUUCCUCCACGACCUGUGAGCAGAGAGGCCAGUGACGUGGUAGCCCCUACCCCGGCCCCACGGAGGACCGAUAUAAAGGUGGAGACGCAGCCUAAUGGCUCUGAGGUCACUACAACCAUCAUGGAGUUCACAGACCAGGAUCACAGAGGCAGCACAAUCAGAGAAGCAUCCUACACAGUUUCAGAGGGGGGCUCGCCUAUAAAUGUGCCAUAUGCCAGAGAGGGAUCUGGCUCUCCACUCAUCGUAACAGAGAACGUGACAUCAGCAACCACCACUCAUGUGACUAAGACGGUCAAAGGGGGUUAUUCGGAGACGAGGAUUGAGAAAAGGAUCAUUAUCACUGGAGAUGAUGACGUGGACCAGGAUCAGGCGCUCGCGAUCGCAAUAAAGGAGGCGAAGCAGCAACAUCCUGACAUGUUGGUAACCAAGGCUGUGGUUGUCAGGGAAACAGAAUCUUCCACUCAAGAUCCACACCAGGAAUGUUAGAGUCCAAAACCGCUGGGAACCUACUCAGAAGGAUAGUCCUACUGUGAAUCUACCAUCUGUAAACACUGCCAGUUGGUCUUGGACACACUACUAACCCCCCUGCCCCCCCUCAAAAACGACUUCUUCUACCUGAGAUUUUGCGUGCACAUCUCCGCGACUUUGUGCUGAUGCAACAGUGCCUCGCCUCUCAUAUUGUACAGUCAAGAGACCGGCGCAGUCUGUUCCUGUCGGGUACCGUUUUGAUUCUCCUCUUCCCGUUGGACCCCUCCACCCCCAGUCUUGUUCUACUACACGGUUGAACCUUCCCUGUGAAGACUGAAAACAAACCAACCUACAUUCUUAGGACUUUUAUUGCCUGAUACUUUUAUGGUUUUCUCUGUACUACGCUACACAAUAAACCCAGCUGUUUUAACUUGUUUGAUUUGGGGGAAAACCUUGAGUAGGUAUUUAAAAAAAAACUAAAAAACACGUGAGAUUAGUUAUGAAGAGUUGUUUGGUGAUGUGGUGGGAUAUACGUUUGAUGACAAAGACUGGAAAAUGUGACAUGUAGACAACCCUCAAUGAGUAGAGUAGGUCAAAUGCCUGGUAUAAAAGAAUUGUCUAUGUAAUGCAUUUUACUUGCUGAAGAAAACAAAACAAAAAACAUCUGAGAGUACACACAUUUGUUUGCAUGUAGUAUUCGAGCAGGUUUCUCCUCUGUGGGAAGAACGCUUGCAUAGCCGGAGGAUAAGUUCUGCUGGAGCAGGCCCGGCAGCCGAGACCAGUCGCACAUCACUGAACUCAUCCAUACGAUGUCAUGGUGCUGGCUAACACGGAAGGCCCAGAUCAAAAAAGACGCCCAUGACAUUAGUCUGUGCCUUUCAUGUUAGUGAUGUGCUGGCGGAUCUGUGGGCCUUAGGGCGGGUUAUCAUGGAUGGAUGGUUAGGACGGGAGGUGGAGGUGGUGUGUCACGAGGGACUUGAUUAAGUUGCUAUGGGCAGUAAGUACACCACUUCUUAUGCCCGUUUCUAAAGGAAUAGUCUGUUGCUGCGAUGAAAUUGUGUCCAUAGCCGAAGCUGGGUGCCUGAGAAGCAAGGAAACAUGCCGUCUGGGUUCCAGAGAAGUGGAACAUCAGAUGACAAGAAUGUUCCCAUGGAGAUUACUUAGAAGCUUACCAGAAAUCCCCCUGGACCACUUUGAUUGGCAGGGGGCCUUGGUGACAUCAUCAGAGGAUGGUGGAAAAAGGAGAUUCUUUGUCUGCAAACUUUCAUAAAUACUGUCAAAACACAUGGUGACAAUUCUUGAAUAUUUAAAGCAUUACUUUUAGAUAGAUGAUAGUGUAACCUUGUUAGUUUUAUUCGGAAGAUGAACAUUGAUGGAGACCUAUUACCCUGCGCCUGUUGACUUAUUAAAUGUACAUCUGCACUAAGUUCCCAGUGCUUAAACGAGAAAUAAUGUCACAAAAUUGUCAUUUAUGAUGAAAAGUCAUAUGUGCAUGCAGUUGUGAACAAAAAAAGAGCUUUAAUUUGCCUAAUGCUGUAAUGAGCAAUGCUUUUAUUUUAUCAUGUCAACUUGUACAUUUUGCAUCUAAGGUCUGCUCUUGUCAUAUGUGACUGGGAAAAAGGAGAAUCUGUUUCUUAUGUCUGGGAAAAUCAAUCUUGAGAACAGAGCAAAAUUAUUUUACACCACACUGAACUGCAAAGGACAGUCCAAGAUCACUGUUCGGAUGUCACUGUACAUAGAUGUAAAAUUAGUCUUUCAUUCGGAGUGAGUAUUUUUCACGAGCAAAACCACUGAUGGGUGGUCGUCUCAGACAUGCUGGAGAAACAGAAUCUCUUAUAUAUCCUGGUUUUGUUUUCUCCCCCAACACGUAAGACAUUCACGGACUCUGUGCCCUUUCCGACUGGUUUGUUUUUUGGUAACACUUUACAAUAACGUCCUAUUCACAGCAUUAUAAACACUUUAGAAAUAAUUAA